CUGGGGGGAAAUAAAUGUAUCACUUGGCAGGUCUUUCUAGUAGUGUGCUUGUGCUUGUGGUUGUGAGAGAAAGCAAACACAAUGGCAGAGGCUAGUUUAAAGAAAAGAAGGAAGAAAGAAUCGGACUCCUUCAAGUGUUAUGCUGGACCUGGAGAUGUGGAGUGUGACAUCUGCACUGAGAGAAAACUCAAAGCUGUCAAAUCCUGUCUGGAUUGUCUGUUUUCUUACUGCGAAACUCACUUCAAAGCUCACAAUGACCUGAACCCAGGAAGAGAACACGCAGUGAUUGAUGCCACAGGCCAGCUACAGGAGAGGAUCUGCUCUCGUCAUGAGAAGGUUUUUGAAAUAUUUUGUCGAACCGAUCAGAGUUGUAUCUGCUAUCUGUGCAUGGUGGACGAACAUAAAGGCCAUGACACAGUCUCAGCUGCAGCAGAACGGACAGACAAACAGAGGCAAUUAGGGCCGACCCAGCAGAGAAUCCAGCAGAGAAUCCAUGAGAGAGAGAACGAGCUGCAGGAGCUAAGGAAGGCUGUGGAGACUCUCAAGAGCUCUGCACAAACAGCAGUGGAGGACAGUGAGAGGACCUUUACUGAGAUGAUCCGCUCCAUUGAGAGAAGGCGCUCUGAUGUGAAAGAGCAGAUCAGAGCUCAGGAGAAGGCUGAGGUGAGUCGGACUGAAGGACUCCUGAAGAGACUGGAGCAGGAGAUUGCUGAGCUGAAGAGGAGAGAUGCUGAGCUGGAGCAGCUUUCACACACAGAGGAUCACAUCCAUUUCCUCAAGGUAACUGUUGAUGAUGGAAUAUUAGUGCACAGAAUGUUUGAGGGCACUGAUUUAUGUUGAAUAUAUUCCUAGGUGGAAAUUCUAAUUAAAUUUAGAUAUUGUUGAAUUUCCUUCAAGGAUCUCUACGUAUCCAGAUUGAUCCUUUUUCUUCUGAUCAUAAUAAAGUCUAUAGCACUUUGAACAGAUACCUUUACCCAUGCAGUUUCAGUGACUGUAA
Molecule: messenger RNA, 997 nt
Organism: Clupea harengus (Atlantic herring)
Lineage: Eukaryota; Metazoa; Chordata; Actinopteri; Clupeiformes; Clupeidae
Product: tripartite motif-containing protein 29-like
Exons: 3
Coding region: 82-840 (252 amino acids)
Molecular function (GO): zinc ion binding; protein binding
Source: RefSeq, a predicted model, not a curated record